CAAGUUUUUUGAAAUUGAUAUUUUUCCUCGCUAGCAUAUUUUACGUAAUAAAUUUAUCUUGUAAUUAUUUAACAUUUUGCAAUCAUCCGUUGAUAGUUGUUCAUCCUAGUACAGUGAUGUGUCACUAACGCAAUAUUUCGCACUAAAUAGAUACGUAAACGCAACAUGAGAUAAAACGUGUGUACAAUACUUUUUUAAUAAAAGAUAAAAAAUGUUUCCAAGGAAAACUUAAUAUAAAAAUUUCGUUAACUUCGUUCAUUUUCAUACAUGGAUAACUGUGUAUACCAGAACUGUCGAAAACGUAACAAGUAAUUAUAUAUUUAAAUAGAAGCAAACAAUAUUAUCCAAUAAAAUUUAAUAAUGAUUAUGCACUUUAAUAUUAAUAUCGAGAAAGGUUUGUUGAAUACCCUAUAUACAGCAGAAAUUAUAUGUCAGCAUCGUAUUAGUGGUAUGGCAAGUUCAUGUUUUAGUAAUGUUGACGAGUAUGGCUUUGAAAGACCUCAUGACUUUGACUAUGAAACUUAUGAAGAUUUUAUGUCGGAAUACCUCAAAGUACUUGCUAAACGAGCAAAGAAAUGGGCUGAAAUUAUUGGUGAAGGAAAAUCAUUACAACGCAGUAUUACGGUAAAAAGAUAUGUUCGUAAAGGUAUACCUAGUGAACAUAGAGGUUUGGUGUGGCUUUCUGUGAGUGGAGGAGAAGAUAUGAAAAAUGCAUCCCCGAAUCUCUAUGAAAAACUAUUGCAGUCUCCACAUAAUAAAGAGAUCGCAGAUAUUAUAAAAACUGACCUACCAAGAACAUUUCCUGACAAUAUAUUCUUUAAUAACACGGAGAAUCAACAACAUCAAUUAUAUAAUAUUUUAUUAGCUUUUGCUCAUCAAAAUAAGACUGUAGGAUACUGUCAAGGUCUAAAUUAUAUAGCAGGAUUAUUAUUACUUGUAACAAAAAAUGAAGAAACAGCUUUUUGGUUGCUAAAAAUUUUAAUUGAAAAAAUUCUACCUGAUUAUUAUACCUCAACCAUGGAUGGACUCCUAACAGAUAUAGAUGUUCUUGCAGAAUUAGUCAAGAUAAAAAUGCCAGAUAUUCAUCAGCAUGUUACAAAUAUGGGUUUACCUUGGGCUGUUAUAACAACAAAAUGGUUUGUUUGUUUAUUUGCAGAGGUCUUACCAAUCGAGACUACGCUGCGCAUAUGGGACUGUCUUUUUUAUGAAGGCAGUAAAAUUAUAUUUCGAGUUGCAUUAACUCUUAUAAAAAGAAACAAAUGCAAUUUGCUUGCAUGCCAAAAUUUUACAACAUUAGCAGAAUGUUUUAAAGAGAUCACAAAGGACAGUAUUGUUUUAAAGUGUCACGAAUUUAUGCAGAGCAUAUUUAAAGUACCUGGAUCACUGCCUGGGAGUAUGGUUAUAAAGCUACGAACAAAAAUUACGCGGGAGCGUAUGGAACAAAAAGAAAGUAAAGUAGGACGAUAAUAUUAGUUAACGAGAUUCAGUUUGGCAAAAUAAUCUAGUCAAUUUCCCUCGUAACAACAAACUGAUUAUGCCGUGUAAGAUUGUAUUAUAAUAUUAUUCUACAUUGUUCCUGUACAUAUGAAUUUAGCAUGAAGAUAAGACAAUAUACCGAUGAUGUUCAUAUAUUUUUAUUUAUAUGAUUCUUUAUACAUUCAUUAUUUUUUAAAAAGAGAGAAUACGAAAUUUAGGUACUAGUUUCAUUAUAUGUUCCAUAAGAUUGUAAUAUAUGCGUACUGAUUAUAUUAAUAUCAUGUAUUAAGUAUCUUAAGUACAGUAACUCUUAGCUCAAUUAGCUAGUAUUAACAUUAAACCCACCAGCAAUGUAUCUAUUUACAAACAACUUUAUUCUAAGUUACACAAAAUAUAAGAUUUAUUUGUGUUAAAUAGAUAUAUACAGAAAAAUUUGUUUUAGUAAAUCUAACAUUAGAAUUAAAUUUACAUAUAUAGAUGUAAACUGUUAUACCUAAUUCUUUACAUUACUAUGCACACAUAGGUCAUUUUUCUAACAAAUCUUUUGCUUCAUUAACUUUUGCUGCUAUAUAAGCGGAUCCACCUCUAUCGGGAUGAUUUACAGCCAUGACUUUUUUAAAGCGCUCUUUUACUUUUGCUUUGUUUGCAGUUGGAGAUACACCUAAUAUUAAACUGGCUUCUCUGCGAGUCAUUUUUGCUUCAAAGCCUCCUUUGUAGUAUUUGCUAUUUGCUAAUUUCUGCAGAUGUAUAUUUAGUUAAAAUUGUAAU
Nomia melanderi (Alkali bee) is the source of this 2244-nucleotide messenger RNA. Its product is annotated as growth hormone-regulated TBC protein 1-A. Gene Ontology annotation, molecular function: small GTPase binding; GTPase activator activity. Lineage: Eukaryota; Metazoa; Arthropoda; Insecta; Hymenoptera; Halictidae. Gene Ontology annotation, biological process: regulation of GTPase activity. The record is from RefSeq and is a predicted model, not a curated record.